AUGGGAGAUGUUAACAGAGAGAAUCAGUUCCAAAUUUCAAUGAGCGCACCACCUGUUGAUGAACUCACUGUAUCUGAGGCGGCGGGAGAUGACGUGAAAAAGACAUCUAGAGACCAGAGAAAAGCACUGCCUGGGGAACCUAUAUGUGUUGUUUGUGGCCGCUAUGGUGAGUAUAUAUGUGAUCAGACUGAUUCUGAUAUUUGCAGCUUGGAAUGCAAACAAACUCUGUUAGGCAGGGCUGCCGACACCCACCUCCCAGUUGGUCUCCCACCUCCUAAACGAGUAGCUGCAACUGAUGAGUGCUUUUAUGUUAGAGAUUCAGAAUCUUCAUCUUUAACUGGUGAUCAAACGGAAUUGUUGAGGAGAAAACUUGAAAUCCAUGUGAAGGGAGACUCAGUUACAGAUCCCAUUUUGUCGUUCUCUUCUUGUAAUCUUCCUGAGAAACUCCUGCAUAACAUACAGACUUUAGGAUAUGACAUGCCGACCCCAAUACAGAUGCAAGGAAUCCCGGCUGCUUUGACUGGCAAAAGUCUACUUGCUUCUGCUGACACUGGCUCGGGGAAAACUGCUUCCUUUCUGGUUCCUGUUGUUUCUCGUUGUGCAAUGUUUCGGCUUGAUAACUUAUCUACAAAUAAAAAGCCACUAGCGAUGGUUUUAACUCCAACUAGAGAGCUUUGUAUACAGGUUGAGGAUCAAGCUAAGUUGCUAGGAAAGGGUUUGCCUUUUAAAACUGCUCUUGUGGUUGGCGGUGAUGCCAUGGCUAAACAACUCUACCGCAUUCAGCAGGGUGUGGAACUGAUUGUGGGAACUCCUGGCAGGCUUAUUGAUCUUUUAACAAAGCACGAUAUUGAACUAGAUGACAUAAUGAUGUUGGUCCUGGAUGAGGUGGACUGCAUGCUUCAAAGGGGCUUUCGAGAUCAAGUUAUGCAGAUUUUCAGGGCUCUCUCACAACCCCAGGUCUUGAUGUAUUCAGCUACAAUAUCACAAGAGGUAGAGAAGAUGGCAAGUUCUAUGGCAAAAGAUGUUAUAUUUGUUUCCAUUGGCCAGCCUAACAGACCGAGUAAGGCUGUGAAGCAGCUGGCUAUCUGGGUGGAGUCAAAGCAAAAGAAGCAAAAGCUUUUUGACAUAUUGAUGAGCAAGCAGCAUUUUCUACCACCAGCAAUUGUAUAUGUGGGUUCCAGACUGGGGGCAGAUCUCCUAUCUAAUGCAAUCACAUUCACAACUGGAUUGAAGGCUCUAUCAAUUCAUGGGGACAAGUCUAUGAAGGAGAGACGAGAGGUAAUGAAGUCAUUUUUGGUUGGCGAGGUUCCUCUGGUUGUGGCUACUGGGGUUUUGGGUCGGGGAGUUGAUCUCUUUGGCGUGAGACAGGUAAUAGUGUUUGACAUGCCCAAUUCCAUUAAGGAGUACGUCCAUCAGAUUGGGAGGGCAUCACGAAUGGGAGAGGAUGGUACAGCAAUUGUGUUUGUUAACGAGGAGAACAAGAAUUUAUUUCCAGAUAUGAUUGAAGUUUUAAAAUCUUCUGGAGCUGUGAUUCCUCGUGAGCUUGUUAAUUCAAGGUAUGCUAUGCGUUCUUUUCCCACAGGCAAGGGCCAGAGAAAGCGAAAGUAUGGUUCCUGA
Molecule: messenger RNA, 1617 nt
Organism: Dovyalis caffra
Lineage: Eukaryota; Viridiplantae; Streptophyta; Magnoliopsida; Malpighiales; Salicaceae
Source: the annotation of a GenBank genome assembly